CACGCGCGCGCGCCUCGCCGAAUAUUCUGGGCAAACGCUCGCACUCUGUCUUCCGGCGGGUCGCUCGGUAUGUGUCUGCGCUCCUCACUCAUCCCCGAGUUGAAAAGGUGAAGGGAACGGCCGUCCGUAAGUCUCCGCGAUGCAGACUCUCACGCCUCACGUGUUCUGGGCUCAGCGGCACGGCGAAAUCUACCUGAGAGUGGAGAUCAGCGACGCGAAGAACCUUGACAUUAGUGUCCAAGAGAACAUCCUCCACUUUAGAGGCGAGGGUCACGGAGCAAAAGGAGAAAAUGAAUAUGAAUUCAACUUGGAGUUUUUAAAACCAGUGAAACCUGAGAUAAAACACAAGUCCACCCAGAGGCAGGUAAAUAUCACUGUGAGAAAACAGGAGCACUGCUGGUGGGAUCGGCUCACCAUGCAGGAGAAGAAGCCUCUCUUUCUGGCCCCUGACUUUGACCGCUGGCUGGAUGAGUCAGAUGCUGAGAUGGAGCUGAAAGAAAAGGAAGAGAAAAUAAAUAAACUGAGCAUUGAGUCAAGGAUUCCGAAGGACCCUUACCUUGGCUUGAAAAAGGGAUAUCUCUUUAUGUACAACUUGGUCCAGUUCCUGGGGUUCUCGUGGAUCUUUGUCAACAUGACUGUGCGUCUUUUCAUACUUGGGCAAGAUUCUUUCUAUGAUACAUUUCACACGAUUGCUGAUGUGAUGUACUUCUGUCAGAUGCUGGCAGUUAUUGAAGUAAUCAACCCUGCUUUGGGGUUAGUUAAGACUGGACUGAUGCCUGCUUUUAUACAGGUGACGGGAAGGAACUUUAUCCUUUUUGUCAUCAUUGGUAGCUUAGAGGAGAUGCAGAACAAACCAGUUGUUUUCUUCGUCUUCUAUCUGUGGAGUGCCAUUGAGAUAUUUAGAUACCCCUUCUACAUGUUGGCUUGCAUUGAUACCGAAUGGAAAGCACUAACUUGGCUCCGGUAUACAAUUUGGAUGCCCCUGUACCCACUUGGUGUGUUGGCUGAAGCUGUGGCUGUCAUCCAGUCUAUCCCCAUAUUUGAUGAGUCUAAAUUCCUAAGCAUUCGCCUACCGGAAGCCCUGGGCUCCUCCCUCAGCUUCUCUUAUGUCUUACAGCUCUACCUGCUGCUCAUGUUCCUGGGACUCUUCUUCAACUUCCGCCACCUCUACAAGCUAAGAAGGAGGCGGUUCCGCACAAAGAAGAGGAAAGCCAACUGAGGACCUGGAAAAA
Molecule: messenger RNA, 1232 nt
Organism: Colossoma macropomum (tambaqui)
Lineage: Eukaryota; Metazoa; Chordata; Actinopteri; Characiformes; Serrasalmidae
Gene: hacd3
Product: 3-hydroxyacyl-CoA dehydratase 3
Exons: 11
Coding region: 140-1219 (359 amino acids)
Biological process (GO): very long-chain fatty acid biosynthetic process; sphingolipid biosynthetic process; fatty acid elongation
Cellular component (GO): endoplasmic reticulum membrane
Molecular function (GO): 3-hydroxyacyl-CoA dehydratase activity
Source: RefSeq, a predicted model, not a curated record